AUGGCACCCACAACCACCCGAGCGCCUCCGACGACCCAACAAGCGCCCGUUCCCCUCCCCUCGACCGCGCAUCUGCCCCCACAAGCCACGCCGGCAACGCAAGCCGCCGCUCAAGCUUCGUCGGCUCAACAGGAUGCGCUGUCCGUCAUCCUCGUGACGGGAGGGUAUGACAACACGAUCAGGUUUUGGGAGGCCUGGAGUGGGGUCUGUUCGAGGACGCUGAACCAUCAAGAACAUGUACGUGUGCGGGAGGGCGGCCGGUGGUGGGGCUGCAGAGGUCGGAUCGCGAAGAGCUCGAACGGGCUUGCGUGGGGCAAGAGCAUGUACUUCUUCGAGUGAGAUGGAACUGACAAUGUUGGGUCCUGUACCGCAGCAAGUGAAUCGACUCAAGAUCUCGCCGGACAAGCGGUACCUCGCCGCAGCGGGCAACGGCACCGUCAAGCUCUACGACAUCGCUACCUCAGCAGCAGGUGUAGGAGGCGCGAAUGUGCCACCAGUCAGUCGAGCAUGAUUCGUCUUCUCCUGCUCUGACUUGGAGCUGAGCGUGGUCCGAUUCCGAUGGAUCUUUGCGACGAACCAGCUCAUCACCCUGACCGGUCACUCGGCGAACGUCACCAGUUUGGCAUGGCAUGCCGAGGGAAAAUGGCUCGUCUCGGGCUCGGAAGAUGGUACCGUCAAGAUCUGGGAUGUCAGGUUCGUCCUAGCAACGGGCCAAAGCUCGCUCAAAGCUCGCUGAAGAGGCCACAAGAGCUCAUAUCGGAUCGAAGGUGCUUUCCCUCCCAUCCUCCGCCGCCGGCUGUCCUCGUAUUAUCCCGACCACACAUACACACUUCCAACAGAACGGCCACACCACAACGAAACUAUGCGCACAACGCCCCCGUCAACGACCUGGCAUUACACUCGAACCAAGGCGAACUCAUCUCGUGCGACCAGAAUGGAGCGAUCAAGAUUUGGGACCUCGGCGCCGAUUGCUGUUCGCAUGAUUUGGUGAGAGGCGCACAGCGGAAACUUUGAAAGGUUAGAGAGAUGGUCUAGUUGCUGAUGGAGGAAAUUCGUUGCGUGCGAUUUGCAGUUGCCGGAGGAGGACGUUCCAAUGCGUUCGGUAUCAAUCGCUUCGGAUGGAUCGGCUUUGGUCGGAGGGAAUCACAAGGUGGGCUGCUCAGCUCCACAAAACAGGCGCUCUCUUCGAAUUUUGCUGAUCAUCGGGUCUUGAUGAAAUUUCGCGUCACAGGGUAUCGUCUACGUCUGGACUAUUCAGCCAGGAUUGGCGUUCACCUCGUUGCAGCCCAAGACCAAGUUCCAGGCGCAUUCGAGAUACCUCAUCAAAGUGCUCGUUUCUCCAGACACAAAGUACGCCGAGGAUCCUCCCCCCAUCCUUGUACGAUCGGCUGAUGACAAAAUUUCUUCAAUCCACUCGAUCUUCUGCCGCCUCCCACUCCUCUCCUCCUCUGACAACCCAUCCCCAAUGUCCAGAAACCUCGCCACCUGUUCCGCCGAUACGACGAUCAAGAUCUGGUCACCCAAAGACGACGGCAACUACUCACUCGACAAAGUACUACAAGGCCAUCAGCGUUGGGUGUGGGAUAUGGCUUAUAGCGCCGAUUCGGCUUAUCUCGUUUCCGGUUAGUUUACUUUUCUUCUGGUCGGUCGAUUGAGUGGAGGGACGGGUUGAAGUUGGAGGAAGAGGCUCGCUGACCGUUCUUGUUCGAUUGUUGUCAGCCUCGUCGGAUCAUACAGCUCGGUUAUGGGAAUUGGCGAGCGGGACGACGGUGCGGCAGUAUUCGGCGCAUCAUAAAGCUUGGUUGGUCCUGGGAUCCCACCUUCCCACCUUCUCGAUCGAUAGCUUGCGUUCCGCAGGACUGAUUGGGUUGCUCUGA
Messenger RNA from Microbotryum saponariae, 1877 nucleotides. The record is from the annotation of a GenBank genome assembly. Lineage: Eukaryota; Fungi; Basidiomycota; Microbotryomycetes; Microbotryales; Microbotryaceae.